Messenger RNA from Cuscuta campestris, 1231 nucleotides. Lineage: Eukaryota; Viridiplantae; Streptophyta; Magnoliopsida; Solanales; Convolvulaceae. The record is from the annotation of a GenBank genome assembly.
CAUAAAUCAGUGUGUAAAAGCUGAAAGGGAAAAGUAGAAAUACGACUCGAUGACUCAAAGGGAAGACGAACAUGUUUCCCCAACUGACAAGCAUGGCAAAGAGACUGUUGUAAAUGUUUAAAAGACAGGGAGGAAAGACUGGGGAUUCCACGAAGGACGGCAAGGCUAGGGUGGCCAAGACGACGAUGCCAGAGCUCCGAGCUACCGGUGACAAUGUUGACUUGGGCCUGGGCUUGGGCGGUGGGCUGGCUCAUAGGGUAGAGUGGGCCGGCAUUACUGGACCGAUGAAUCACGGUUCCCGUCAGCAUAUCCUUCACAGAAAAACCAGUGGGGUCAAAUUCAAUAGAGCAAUUAUUGUCACGGGUAAACUGGCGAACAGAAAUAAGAGGGCUGCCCGAUGGUGUUCCGUGCAUUUGAUCCGGAGCUGCGACCGCGACCACGACCCCGAGAGGAACCGCCACGAUGCCGGGAAUGCUGCUGUUGCUGCCCGAAGCCUCCCCCGCUGCUGGAUUCUGACCGCCCGCCACCAGCGCUGCCCUGCCGCCGUGGACCUCCACUGCCGGCGUAUAACGCCGUGCCGCCGUCCCCCGUGUUGCUGCCGACACCCAGUUCAGCCCGUUGUUGUUCAAUUAAGAGGAGGGCCGAACGGGUUUGAAGAAAGGUCGGGGGCGGUGUUUGGUAUUGAAGGAACGACGUUUGUCCUCGAAGAUCAUCCGGGAGACCACGCAAGACUUGAAGAACCAAUUGUUGUUCGGAAGAUUCCGGAGGGUUUGACAAUAAGCGGCAAUGGAGAGAGAACCCUUCGUGGUGGUGUGGAAUUGGUGCUCAAGUUGCAUCGCCCGGGCCGGCUUGUUGUCGUGGAAGAUGUUAUAGAUGGCUUUCCAAAGCUCGGAUGCGGAGUUGGUUGUAGAGAGAACAAGAUCACAAAUUUCAUCAUUGACCGUGGAGAGGAUCCAACCUUGUAUGAGGGCGUCAAGUUGGAACCAUUCCGAGUCAUCGGCGCUGGAGGGGGACGAUUUUCCGGUGAGAAAAUCACCGAGAGAGAACCUGCGAAUGAGAAGGAGGAAGAGCCGGCUCCACUUUUUGUAAUUGGGCUCGGAGAAGCUUAGGAGAAUCGGCACAUGGAGCUUCACGUUCGAGAUCGUCGUGAACGCCAAGUGCGGGGUUGGAGAAGAUGACGUUGAGUCGGUGACGGAAGGCUUCUCAGACAUUGCGACCGAUGGGGGAGUUG